This is a messenger RNA of Onthophagus taurus, 1494 nucleotides long. Its product is annotated as eukaryotic initiation factor 4A-III. The record is from RefSeq and is a predicted model, not a curated record. Gene Ontology annotation, molecular function: RNA helicase activity; ATP binding; nucleic acid binding. Lineage: Eukaryota; Metazoa; Arthropoda; Insecta; Coleoptera; Scarabaeidae.
GUCACUCAAUGUAGCUCACCUCAAUACCAAGCCGUUCUAUUUUGCUCUAAAUAAGAGGUUAUCCGAAAGUGUGUUAUAAUAUAAGUAAUCUUUAUAAAAUACGAAUUAAAAUUAAUCCCAAGAUGUCUAAACGCGCGCAAAGUGAAGCUUUUGAGGAUUUAUCGAACGUAGAGUUCGAAACGAGCGAAGAUGUCGAUGUGGUUGAUAAAUUCAAGAAUAUGAACCUUCGGGAAGAACUCAUGCGUGGAAUCUUCGCGUAUGGCUUCGAGAAACCAUCAGCAAUUCAACAAAGAGCUAUUAAACCGAUUAUAAAGGGACGAGAUGUGAUUGCUCAAGCACAAUCCGGUACAGGUAAAACAGCUACGUUUUCGAUAGCUAUACUACAAUCUUUGGAUUUUACAAUGAGAGAAACUCAAGUUUUGUGUUUAUCACCAACGAGAGAACUUGCAGUUCAAAUACAAAAAGUAAUCUUAGCAUUGGGUGAUUUUAUGAAUGUUCAAUGUCAUGCUUGUAUCGGAGGCACCAAUUUAGGUGAGGAUAUCAGGAAAUUAGAUUACGGUCAACACGUUGUUAGUGGAACCCCUGGAAGAGUUUAUGAUAUGAUUCGUCGUAGAGCUUUACGUACUCGAGCUGUUAAAAUGCUUGUGUUAGACGAAGCCGAUGAGAUGCUUAAUAAAGGAUUUAAAGAACAAAUUUACGAUGUAUACAGAUUUUUACCUCCAUCAACUCAAGUUGUACUUAUUUCUGCCACACUCCCCCACGAAAUUUUAGAGAUAACCUCAAAAUUUAUGACCGAUCCUAUUCGUAUUUUGGUAAAACGUGAUGAAUUGACUUUAGAAGGAAUAAAACAGUUCUUUGUUGCUGUUGAACGAGAAGAAUGGAAAUUUGAUACACUUUGCGAUUUGUAUGAUACUUUAACCAUCACACAAGCUGUUAUUUUUUGCAAUACAAAACGUAAGGUUGAUUGGUUAACUGAAAAAAUGCGCGAAGCUAACUUUACAGUAAGUUCAAUGCAUGGAGAUAUGCCCCAAAAGGAACGUGAUAAUAUCAUGAAGGAGUUUCGUUCUGGGCAAAGUCGAGUUUUAAUUACUACAGAUGUUUGGGCAAGAGGAAUUGAUGUCCAACAAGUUAGUUUGGUUAUUAAUUAUGAUUUACCUAAUAAUCGUGAAUUGUAUAUUCAUCGUAUUGGACGUUCAGGAAGAUUUGGGCGAAAAGGUGUCGCAAUUAAUUUCGUUAAAUCAGAUGAUAUUAGGAUAUUGAGAGAUAUUGAACAGUAUUAUUCUACACAAAUUGACGAAAUGCCCAUGAAUGUUGCAGAUCUUAUUUAGAUUUAGAUAUAUAUUAAAUAAUGUAUUUUCUAUGAUAAAAAAUUGAUUAAUGUAAAUUUCUACUUUUUGGUUAGGUUAUUCUUUUAAGUUAUGGACUCUAUCUUUUUUCAUUUUAAAUAAAUAGCUUUUUUGUUCAAAAAUAACAAAUAAAUUUAAUAGAAAAAAA